UAUCCAUUACACUCUCCGUAGUAGUUUCUCCCUUCCACCCCUUAUCCUAUCUUCUUCUUCUUCUUCCAACAAAACAACAAAGUAAAGGAGGAAAGCAAAUGGCAACCACUCUCUCGGCACUCACGCUCCGCUCCCCAUCUUAUCCUACACCCACUCCUUCCUCUUAUCCUGCGCACACCCCCUAUAAAACAACCUUCCUCCAAUUCCCCUUCAACAACUCGAACCCUAGCCUCUCCUCCCAAAGAGCCAUCCAUGUCCGUCCCAUCGCCGCCGUCUCCGCGCCUGAGAAGAUCGAGAAGAUUGGCGGUGAAAUCUCCGGCCUCACCUUGGAGGAGGCCCGAAUCCUGGUCGACUAUCUUCAAGAGAAGCUUGGUGUCUCAGCUGCGGCCAUCGCUCCCGUUGCCGUUGCCGGUGCUGCUCCAGUAGCCGCCGCGGAUGCCGGCGCUGCCGUUGAAGAGAAGACGGAGUUCGACGUGGUCAUCGACGAGGUGCCGAGCAACGCGAGGAUUGCGGUGAUUAAGGCAGUGAGGGCGUUGACGAGUUUGGCGCUGAAGGAGGCUAAGGAGCUGAUUGAGGGCUUGCCGAAGAAGUUUAAGGAAGGAGUGUCGAAGGACGAGGCUGAUGAAGCGAAGAAGCAGCUGGAGGAGGCUGGUGCUAAGGUUUCGAUUGCUUAGGAGGAGGGUUAAGGAAGAAGAAGCAUGGUAAAUGAGCUUAUUUUGGUCUACAUUUUGGGGGGAUUUGAAGUGGGUUCUUACUUCUUAGUUGGUAUUCUCCUCCGAUUUGUUUGGUAUUCUUUUUUUUUUUUUUUUUCUUUUUUUGUAGUACAGUGAUUGUUCUCUGCUUCAAUUUCAAUGUAAUUGCUUAUUUAAAUAUGAAUAGUUGGUAAAUUUUGUGUUAA
Messenger RNA from Ziziphus jujuba (common jujube), 898 nucleotides. Its product is annotated as large ribosomal subunit protein bL12c. The record is from RefSeq and is a predicted model, not a curated record. Gene Ontology annotation, biological process: translation. Gene Ontology annotation, cellular component: ribosome. Lineage: Eukaryota; Viridiplantae; Streptophyta; Magnoliopsida; Rosales; Rhamnaceae. The coding region runs from base 99 to 674 and encodes 191 amino acids. Gene Ontology annotation, molecular function: structural constituent of ribosome. The transcript has a single exon.